CAGCAGCAGCCUCCGGAACAUGGCGCCGGGCAGCAGCCGCGGGCCGUGGCGACCCCUCCUCCUGGCCACCCUGGUCGCCCUGUGGCCCCCGCCGCCCGCCUGCCAAGCCGGGACCCUGCAUUUCCCCGGGGGCCGGAUCCCCCUGCCCCAGGACCGGGGCUUCUCGGUGCUGCAGCGGGGCGAGCAGCGGCGGCCGCCCGGGACCUGGCCGGGUGACAGAGGAGCCGGCCGGGCUGGCGAGGGGCUGCGGCGGGACAAACGGAGCGAUACCCGCCCUCCCGAGCCCGUCAAGGUGUACGGACAGGUCAGCCUGAAUGACUCCCACAACCAGAUGGUGGUGCAUUGGGCCGGAGAGAAGAGCAAUGUGAUUGUGGCGUUGGCCAGAGACAGCCUGGCUCUGCUGGGCCAGAAAAGCAGCGACGUCUACGUCUCCUACGACUACGGGAAAUCAUUCCAGAAGAUUACGGGGAGAUUUAACUUUGGCCCUGGGAACUCCAGUGAUGCGGUCAUCGCCCAAUUUUACCACAGUCCGGCGGACAACAAGCGGUACAUCUUCGUGGAUGCCUACAGCCAGUACCUCUGGGGCACGGUGGACUUCUGCAGCAGCAUCUAUGGCUUCUCCAUUCCCUUCCGGGCCGCCGACCUGCUCCUGCACAGCAAGCUCCCCGACCUCCUCUUGGGCUUUGACAGGUCACACCCCAACAAGCAGCUUUGGAAGUCAGACGACUUUGGGCAAACCUGGAUAAUGAUUCAGGAGCAUGUGAAAUCAUUUGCCUGGGGCACCGAUCCGUAUGACAAGCCCACGACCGUCUAUGUGGAGCGCCAUGAGCCCUCAGGCUCCUCCACCAUCCUCCGGAGCACGGACUUCUUUCAGACACGGGAGAACCAGGAGGUAGUCCUGGAGGAAGUGGAAGAUUUUCAACUUCGGGACAAGUACAUGUUUGCCACAAAGGUGGUGCAGCGUCUUCCAGGCAGCCGACAUCCAGCCUCAGUCCAGCUGUGGGUGUCCUCCGGACGCAAGCCCAUGCGGGCAGCCCAGUUUGUGACCAGACACCCCAUCACUGAAUACUACAUCGCCGAUGCAGCUGAGGACCAGGUGUUCGUGUGCGUCAGCCACAGCAACAACCGCACUAACCUGUACAUCUCUGAGGCCGAGGGCCUUCAGUUCUCCCUGUCCUUGGAGAACGUACUGUACUUCAGCCCGGGCGGGGCCGGCAGCGACACCCUGGUCAGGUACUUCGCCAAUGAGCCUUUCGCGGACCUGCACAGGGUGGAAGGGGUGCAGGGUGUGUACAUCGCCACCUUGAUCAAUGGCUCGUUCAGCGAGGAGAACAUGCAGUCGGUCAUCACCUUCGACAAGGGCGGCGCCUGGGAAUUCCUGCAGGCCCCGGCCUUCACCAGCUAUGGAGAAAAGACUGAAUGCGAGCUGUCUCAGGGUUGCUCCCUCCAUCUGGCCCAGCGCCUCAGCCAGCUGCUCAACUUCCAGCUGCGGAGGAUGCCUAUCCUGUCCAAGGACUCCGCCCCGGGACUCGUCGUGGCCACUGGAUCGGUUGGAAAGAAUCUGGCAAAUAAGGUGAACGUGUAUAUUUCAAGCAGCGCUGGAGCCCGGUGGAGAGAGGUGCUUCCAGGACCUCACUACUACACGUGGGGGGACCACGGGGGGAUUCUCGUGGCCAUCGCCCAGGGGAUGGACACCAACGAGCUGAAGUACAGCACAAACGAAGGCGAGACGUGGAAAACAUUCACCUUCUCAGAAAAGCCCGUGUUUGUGUAUGGCCUCCUGACAGAGCCUGGGGAGAAGAGCACCAUCUUUACAAUCUUUGGGUCCUAUAAGGAAAAUGGGCACAGUUGGCUGAUACUGCAGAUCAAUACCACCGACGUUUUGGGGGUCCCCUGCACGGAGAACGACUACAAGCUGUGGUCACCUUCCGACGAGCGGGGGAAUGAGUGCCUGCUGGGGCACAAGACGGUUUUCAAAAGGAGGACGCCUCAUGCCACCUGCUUCAACGGAGAGGACUUCGACCGCCCAGUGGUGCUCUCCAACUGCUCGUGCACAAGGGAGGAUUAUGAAUGCGACUUUGGCUUUAAGACGAGUGAAGACCUGUUGUGGGAGGGCUGCGUUCCCGAUCCCGAGUUUGCCGGCCAGCCCUACUCGCCCCCGGUGCCCUGUCCGGUUGGCUCAACGUACAGGAAGACGAGAGGGUACCGAAAGAUUUCCGGCGACACGUGCCACGGAGGGGACCUCGAGGAAAGGCUGGAGGGAGAGUUGGUGCCGUGUCCACUGGCAGAGGAGAAUGAGUUCAUCCUUUUCGCUAUGAGGAGCUCCAUCCAUCGCUACGACCUAUCCUCGGGGGCUUCCGAGCAGCUGCCCCUCACUGGUCUGCGCGGGGCCGUGGCCCUGGACUUUGACUACGAACACAACUGCUUGUACUGGGCCGACGUGACCUUGGACCUCAUCCAGCGCCUCUGCUUGAAUGGAAGCUCUGGGCAGGAGGUGAUCAUCAGUUCUGGUCUGGAGACGGUGGAAGCGCUGGCCUUUGAACCACUCAGCCAGCUGCUCUACUGGGUGGAUGCCGGCAUGAAGAAAAUUGAGGUGGCCAAUCCAGACGGAGUUUUUCGGCUGACCAUCGUCAACGCCUCCGUGCUUGAGCGGCCCCGCGCUCUGGCCCUCAUGCCCCAGGAUGGGUUGAUGUUCUGGACGGACUGGGGCGACCUGAGGCCUGGCAUCUUCCGGGGAGACAUGGAUGGCUCAUCGAUCAGCCACAUUGUCUCUGAGGGAGUGCGUUGGCCCAACGGCAUCUCCGUGGACGACCGCUGGAUCUACUGGACGGAAGCGUACAUGGAUCGGAUCGAGCGGGUCGACUUCAGCGGACAGCAGCGCUUGGUCAUCCUCGACAGCCUCCCCCACCCCUAUGCCAUCGCCGUCUUCAAGAAUGAAAUCUACUGGGACGACUGGUCCCAGCUGAGCAUCUUCCGAGCAUCCAAGUUCAGCGGGUCCCGGAUGGAGGUUCUGGUGGGCCAGCUCACUGGUAUAAUGGACAUGAAGAUUUUCUACCGAGGCAAGACCACAGGACACAAUGCUUGUGUGUCCAAGCCCUGCGGGCUACUCUGCUUGCCCAAAGCCAACAACAGCAGAAGCUGCCGGUGUCCUGAGGGGGUGUCCAGCAGCCUCCUGCCCUCCGGAGAGCUCAGGUGUGACUGUCCUCGUGGCUACCGGCUGGACAACAACAGUUCCUGUGUCAGAGAAAAUGACGGCUGCCUGUCUGGCCAGUACCGCUGCUCCAAUGGGAACUGUAUCAACAGCAUCUGGCGCUGUGACUUUGACAACGACUGCGGGGACAUGAGUGACGAGACCAACUGCCCUUCCAGCGUCUGCGACCCCGAAACCCAGUUCCGCUGUGAGGAGUCGGAGGCUUGUAUCCCGCUGUCGUACAAGUGUGACCUGGAGGACGAUUGCAGCGACGGCAGUGAUGAGAGCCACUGCGAAACGCACCAGUGCCGUGGCGACGAGUUCAACUGCACGUCAGGCAUGUGUAUCCGCGCCUCCUGGGUGUGUGACGGGGACAACGACUGUAGGGACUGGAGCGACGAAGCCAACUGCACCGCCCUUUCUCACACGUGCGAGGCCACCAGCUUCCAAUGCCACAACAGACACUGUAUCCCGCAGCUCUGGGCCUGUGACGGGGACCCAGAUUGCCAGGACAGUUCGGACGAGGACCCGGCCAGCUGUGAGAAGAAGUGCAACGGGUUCCACUGUCCCAACGGCACCUGUAUCCCGGCCAGCAAGCACUGCGACGGGGUGCAGGACUGUGCGGGGGGCUCGGAUGAACAGCACUGCGAGCCCCUGUGCACGCGCUACAUGGACUUUGUAUGCAAGAACCGCCAGCAGUGCCUGUUCCACUCUAUGGUGUGCGACGGCAUUAUCCACUGCCGAGAUGGUUCCGAUGAAGAUGCGGGCUAUGCCGGCUGCACCCAAGACCCGGAAUUCCACAAAAUCUGUGACCAGUUCAGUUUCCAGUGCCAGAAUGGAGUAUGCGUCAGCCUGAUCUGGAAAUGCGAUGGAAUGGAUGAUUGUGGGGAUUACUCCGAUGAAGCAAACUGCGAGAACCCCACGGAAGCCCCCAACUGCUCCCGCUACUUCCAGUUCCAGUGCGAGAACCGGCGCUGCAUCCCAAACCGCUGGAAAUGUGACCGCGAGAAUGACUGUGGGGACUGGUCCGACGAGAAGGAUUGUGGGGAUGGGUACAUCCCCCUGCCCAGCCCCAGCCCGGCCGAGCCCCCCACGUGCGCACCCAACCACUUCCGCUGCUCCGGCGGGGCAUGCGUCAUGAACAGCUGGGUGUGUGAUGGCUACAGAGACUGCGCAGAUGGCUCUGACGAGGAUGCCUGCCCUUCUGUUGCCAGUUUCACCCCCUCCUCCCUCGCCCCCUGGCUGGGGCACUGCAGCCGUUUCGAGUUCGAGUGCCAGCAGCCCAGGAAGUGCAUCCCUAACUGGAAGCGCUGCGAUGGCCAGCCGGACUGCCAGGAUGGCACCGAUGAGACCAACUGCCGGACUCCCAGCUCACAGACCUGUGUCAGUGGGAAGUUCAAGUGUGAGGAUGGAGAAAUCUGCCUGGUCUUGUCAGAGCGCUGCGAUGGCUUCCUGGACUGCUCGGAUGGGAGCGACGAGAGGGGCUGUACUGAGGAAACGGUGGUGUAUAAAGUGCAGAAUCUCCAGUGGUCCGCUGACUUCUCUGGCAGCAUAACCCUAACCUGGACCAGACCCAAGAAAAUGCCCACGUCCUGCGUGUACAACGUCUACUACAGGGUGGUGGGCGAGAGCAUCUGGAAGACUUUAGAAACCCACAGCAACAAAACCAACAACGUCUUAAAGGUCCUGAAACCAGACACCACGUAUCAGGUCAAAGUGCAGGUGCAGUGCCUCAGCAAGGUGCAUAACACGAAUGACUUCAUCACCUUGCGGACCCCCGAAGGACUGCCUGAUGCCCCCCGCAACCUCCAGCUGUCGCUGCAUAAGGAUAUGGAGGGGGUGAUUGUGGGCCACUGGAUGCCCCCUGCCAACGCCCACGGCCUCAUCCGGGAAUAUGUUGUGGAAUAUAGCCAGAGCGGCACCAGGGAGUGGACGUCCCUGCGGGCAAGCAGUAACUCCCUCCAAGUGGACAAUCUGAUGGUCGACACCCUGUACACCAUCCGGGUGGCUGCCGUCACGAGCCGGGGAGUGGGCAACUGGAGCGACCCCAAGUCCAUCACCACCACCAAAGGCAAAGUGGUCCCUCCGCCGACCAUCCACAUCGAUGGCUAUGGAGAAAACUCAGUGAGUUUCACGCUGACGAUGGACCCUGCCAUCAAGGUGAACAGCUAUGUGGUGAACCUGUUCUGGGCGUUUGAUGCCCACACACAGGAAAAGAAAACUUUAUUCCUCCCAGGGGAAGUGGCAACCCAAAAAGUGGACAACCUGACGGCUCAUACGCCCUAUGAGAUUUCUGCCUGGGCCCAGACGGCCCUGGGAGACAGCCCCCUGGCCUUCGAACAUGUGCUGACCCGAGGCACCCGCCCGGCCUCUCCCAGCCUCAAAGCCAAAGCCAUCAACCAGACGGCAGUAGAAUGUGUGUGGAGUGGUCCAAGGAAUGUGGUUUAUGGAGUUUUCUACGCCACAUCCUUUCUGGAGCUGUAUCGCAACCCGGCCAACCUCACCACUUCCCUCCACAAUGCCACGGUCAUCGUCAGCAGGGAUGAGCAGUAUUUGUUUCUGGUCCGGGUGGUGGCACCGUACCAGGGCCCGCCUUCCGACUAUAUCGUGGUGAAGAUGAUCCCCGACAACAGGCUCCCCCCUCGCCACCUCCAUGCCGUGCGCACGGGGAAGACCGCUGCGGUCAUCAAGUGGGAGUCGCCGUAUGACUCUCCGGACCAGGACAUGGUUUAUGCCGUGGCGGUGAAGGAUCUGGUGAGGAAGACGGACAGGAACUACAAAGUGAAGACCCGGAACAGCACGGUGGAGUUCACGCUCAGCAGCCUGGAACCUGGCGGGAAGUAUCACGUGAUCGUCCAACUGGGCAACAUGAGCAAAGAGUCCAGCGUGAAAAUCAGCACAGCCUUGUUGGCCGCACCAGAGGCUUUGAAGAUCAUCACUGAAAAUGACCACGUCCUCCUCUUCUGGAAAAGUUUAGCCUUGAAGGAGAAGAAUUUUAAUGAAAGCAGGGGUUACGAGAUCCACAUGUAUGACAGCGUGAUGAACAGCACCACCGCACUGGGCAAUACCACCGAUAAUUUCUUCAAAAUCUCCAACCUGAAACUGGGCCACAACUACUCCUUUUCGGUGCAAGCGCGGUGCCUCUUCAGUGGCCAGAUCUGUGGGGAGCCGGCCACUCUCCUCUAUGAUGAGUUAGGGUUGGGGGCAGACACGGCGGCCUUCACAGCCGGCAGACCAACCGACGUGGCCACCAUCGUCGUGCCCAUCCUGUUUCUGCUGCUGGUGACAGUGGGAAUCGGAUUCGUGGUCCUGUACACACGGCACCGGAGGUUGCAGAACAGCUUUACCGCCUUUGCCAACAGCCACUACAGCUCGCGGCUCGGCUCAGCCAUCUUCUCAUCUGGGGAUGACCUGGGAGACGAUGACGAAGACGCCCCAAUGAUAACCGGAUUUUCAGAUGAUGUUCCGAUGGUCAUAGCCUGAAAGGCAUUGCUCCCUGUAAACCAAAAGGUGUAAAUAUUUUAUUUGAUAAAGAUAGUUGAUUGUUUAUUUUAAAAAUGCACUUUUGAGUUGCAAUAUGUUAUUUUUAUAUGGGCCAAAAAAAUAAAUGAAUCUAAUAAAACUUUGUAGUAAUCAACUGUGAACUGCAAGCCGGGUUGAUUUUAGUCACCAAAUUGCUUUGAUUUGGACAUUAAUUUAGUUUUACAGGGCUGUGCUUGCUGGCAUGCUUUGUCUGUGAGCUCAUUUUGGUUCGAUAAAUUGGCUACUUUUUUUAUUUUUCUAAGAGAACAGAAAUGUAUUUAAUAAAAACCUCAGGAGGCAGCGGCGACGGGUGGAAGACCGUCUCCUGGAAGACGUGAACUAAUUUUAAAGUUUGCUUGGACUUUGCUUUCAUGCAGGUUUGGGAAUUUUUCUCUCUCUUUCUGGUUUGUUGUUAAUUUAUUGGGUCCUCUGUUCCCAUUUGGGUUCAGGGGCAGGGUUGUUGUGGGUUGGGGGUAGUCUUUGCACAGUGCACGUUUGGCUGAAUUUCCCUACAGGCCCGGCAUAGGGUCAGUGGCCCGGUCCUUGCCACUCCCAGAAAAAGCCAUUAUAACCCAACCUGGCAUCACUUUGUCUGGAAAGAGCAAAUCCCCAGACUGACCUCUAAUCGCAACUAGACUGAACUGUACCCCUCAACCCACGACACGGACACCAGCAACUCUCUCAAUCGCACGGUCGCCACCUCUGCCCGAUCGGCGGCCCCUGGAGCGGACCGGAGGUGUCGGGCCAACCCUGGGCGCACUCUUCCUCUGAGUGAGUGGUCACCAGGGUUGUCCAGCUUCUCUGGCAGCCGUAGGGGGAUGGGGGGGCCGGCUUCCUGCUAUCGGUUGCUGCCUCCAUGUUGGCAACUAGAAUAACGGGCCAGCCCCCUUUGCCCUUAUGGCAUUUUUUCGUCGGGUUGGGCUUUCUCUUGGGUGUUGCAUUUAUUUUCCUUGGUUGUGUGAAAUCCAAGAGAGAAAGCUGCCUUUGUUCUCCAGGCCAUCCCAGCCGGGAUUUCAGAAUCGAGGCCCUAGAAGCCGGAGGAGAGUUCAUUCCCCACCUCCCGCUUCAAAAUAAAGCUGUGAUUUUUCUCCCCUUUGUAACAAAAGUCACUUGACCUAGACACCCCCACCCCAUCAUCUGCGCUGAGUUGACAGUGGAAAUGCUGCAGGUGUGAGGUGUUGGUUCUGCUGACCAACAGUGCUCAAAGAGUGGAGUGAGUGACUCCCAGUAAGACUUUUGGGUUGAGAUUCAGAGUGUUGGGGACCCUCUGGACGCCUUGUCUAUAUAUGCAAAGCUCUGUGUAAACCACCGCCAUGAGUUACAAUGUAGCGUUCGUCUUCUCACGAGUAUUCUGUCUUUCACCGAAAGUAUCUCUUGUGUAACAGACUGCAAUUACGGUCUUCCUGGAAAUAGUUUGGAAAACAAAGGAAAGGCCAGUUGUAUUUGUUUAAAACUGUCCAUUUUAAUUUCAGAUAGGCCAUUGAAAAUGGUAGAAAUUCAACAUGUGUUGUUUGAUUCCAGUGCCCCCUCUGUUUUGACUUAGGACUUGAAUUGUAUUCAUUUCACUCAUUUGUGAUCAUAAACUAUGGGUUUUAUUCUGAUGGGUUGUCUUCUGCAUCCUCCCUGCCCUCCCCUUUAAGAAUCCCCAGGAGCUGAAAGGUUAAAUAUCCAGAGAGGGAAAUAAUAAGUGAACCACUAGGUUUGCUUAUGGUUACCCUCUCCUUCCCCGCCCAUCUUCCUUUCCCAGCAUUCUUUGAGGCAGCCUACCCAGAUUCAUGUGCAAGACUCAGGUCAGAUUUGGAGACUUUUUCUCAUUUAUCAUUAGUAGGGAACGUUUUGUGUAGAAAACAUGCUUUUUCACCUGCCGCGUUUAAAGAAUCCAGUCCUCGUAGUAAGCAGUGCCUACGGAACGCUCAGUGUGCCCCUCGCUGUUAACCGUGGACUCUCCUCCCUCUGAAGAGCACCACUGUGCUAAUUGAUAAAGCAGCCCCCAGCCUCGCAUAUUUUGUCUAAGGAGAAGCGCUGCGUGCUAGAUGGCGAAGGUGGAUCGAUGCGGUUACGUGGAGAUCGUCUAUUUUUUAAUGUACUUUUGAAGCAUACAAGCUCUUCCACACAGUUUGAUGAGGUCUCGUCAAAUCUAUGCAGCCCCCUGGGUUCAGAGCUGGGUCUACAAUGGCACCAUGAAAUGUGAAGGAACUGUUUGUGGCUUUCUUAAAUGACUGGAAAAAUUUUCUCACUGUGACUCAACAGAAGAUGCCGGGUAUUUUUGUUAAGGAUGCUGUUUGUUCCCCGAUAAAGAUCCCGUUUGGGAGAAAUGGAUUCGCUUUUCUUCCUUCCCCACCCCCUGGAUCAUUAAGGGAUCUGCACCCAAUCAGUCUAAGCAGUGGUAUUUAUUGAGCACUUGUUGUGUGGGGAACACUGAAAUAAAUGCUUGGGAGAGGACAGUAGCAGAAAUAGACACACUCCCUGCCCUCUUAGUCCAGCAAGAGAAUCAUUAAAUGGCAGGCUGAGGGGAGUAAUUGUGGACUUACACCCAUAAUUUCCCUGUGGGGCUCCAAAGGACCCCUCUGCUACGGUACGUCUGCUGGCGAAUUGAAUUCAUGGUAGAGAUAUGUGGGGAGGGUGUGUGUCUACACAGCUCCACCCUCUGAAGUGAGAAAUAGGCAAAUUGGGUGCCCUUCUCUCCAUCUCUCCUCAGCUUCCCCCUUGGCAAAUACAGCUAGAUGUUGAGCAAAGGGCUAGAGGCUGCCAUCUUGGCCGGCAGAACUGCCUUGUGUGGAGCUGCUGAGAAGGCACUCUCCCUCCCUCCCCACCUCCCUCAAGGACCCAGAGAUUGAAUGUGUCAUUUCCUGCCUUGUUCUCCUCCACAGCGAGGGGCCCUAUUGGGUAUCCUGCUGUUCUGAUGACCAGGACCACCAGGUUGGAAGUUAAGUUUCAUGUUCUGUAAUAGCCUUUCUGGGUGAUCUUGGCCUUGGGGCGAAUCAUACCUGCUUGCACCUACCUCACAGGGCUGUUGUGAGGACCAGCGUGAGUUGUGAUGAGCGAGUUCUUCGGAGCCACCCAAAAAAUAGAAAUGAAGCCAGGGCAGUAGAAUAAGUGUUGUUGCCAUUGUUCACGUUAUCAUUGAUUCCCACCAGUGAGAUGAUUGCUGUUGAUGGGUAUCUCCUGGGACAGGCAGAUGCAGCUCAGAAAUAAUUUAUCCCUCUGAACAGGAGGUCUUAAAGAGGAGAUGUCUAGGUGCACCCCAAGUUCACAUCUCCCUCUAUUGGUUCCCUGAGUCAGCUUUGUAAAUGUCAGCACGGGAAUCCCCAGAACAACUCAAACUGGAUCUAUGAAGGUUCAGUCCUGUGCCCAGACCAGUCUCCACUUGGGUGUGAACCCCUUUCUCAGGACUACAUCUGGGUAACAAAACCACUGGAAGGUCUGUCAGUAGGAUUCCCCCUCAAGGCAAGAGAGGCACACCCUUUGGGGCACUCGCAGCUGAACAUUUCGAAGGACCACACCACCACCCCAACACAUCACAGGAGAUGGUGUUGAACAAACGGGGUUUCUGUCCACUCAGAAAUGAAGCCGCUCAGAUUUUGGUGUCCUGCGGUAUUUCGAGGGAUCUUCAGAAGGAGCGGCGAGCUGUCCUGCCCUGAAUUUUCCUCCGGUUCUUGGGGAAAGGGGUCCUUGCUCAGGAUCGUGUAAAAGGUUAAGCAAACCCAGAAGCCUCUGUGGCACCAGAGGAAGGCCAGCUGCUCCUCCUUAACCCCAAAUGCUGUCGACUGGUUCCUCUCCAAAGUCAAGGUAGAGCUUCAUAAUUUCAACUGCCUUGAUAAGUCUAUGUCACUGAUUUCUGCUGAAGACUUUAUGGUUGCACAAUUUUGAAGGAUUUUUGUCUCUCGAUGUCAACUUUUUCACUGAAUAAAUCUUUCCUAGGGGUAAGAGAAAAGAGCUAGUUCAAAAAUGUUCCACUCUGUGUGUCCUGAGUUAUUCUUCUGAGUGCAAUAAAUAUGGCUGAUAAAACCUCUGCA
Messenger RNA from Tachyglossus aculeatus (Australian echidna), 10728 nucleotides. RefSeq names its product sortilin related receptor 1 (gene SORL1). Gene Ontology annotation, cellular component: Golgi apparatus; membrane. Gene Ontology annotation, molecular function: protein binding. The record is from RefSeq and is a predicted model, not a curated record. The transcript is spliced from 48 exons. Gene Ontology annotation, biological process: post-Golgi vesicle-mediated transport; protein retention in Golgi apparatus; protein targeting to lysosome. The coding region runs from base 20 to 6673 and encodes 2217 amino acids. NCBI's taxonomy places the organism in Eukaryota, Metazoa, Chordata, Mammalia, Monotremata, Tachyglossidae.